Leptosia nina is the source of this 231-nucleotide messenger RNA. The record is from the annotation of a GenBank genome assembly. Lineage: Eukaryota; Metazoa; Arthropoda; Insecta; Lepidoptera; Pieridae.
AUGAAUUUUACGCAUUCGAGAUCUCACCAAAAUCCAUACCUGCCUCAAUCAAAGAUAUCCAGACCGCAAAUCACAGCGCGCCCCACUAAAUCUGGCCCCGCCCAGCGGCGCAUGCGCGGCCCCAGCCAAUCGGGCGUCUCACCCCCCGGGGGCACAAUCAACCCUCAAUUGAGAUCCUGCCCUGUCAUUUUUUCCUCCACCGAUCGUCUGGCCCCGCCUCCCUUCAUUUAA